AUGUGCCCAUUUCUUAAUGCAGUCCGAAUACUGAUCUUGUGGUUCAUUAUAAUGGCCUUAUUUGUAAAAAAGAAUCAAGGGAAAAGAAUGGCUGAGUUGACUUGGACUUGUUUAGAUAAAUUUGGAACUAUUUUAUAUAACUUUCACUAAAGAUGUAUUAUAUGA
Messenger RNA from Paramecium tetraurelia, 165 nucleotides. RefSeq lists its product as uncharacterized. NCBI's taxonomy places the organism in Eukaryota, Ciliophora, Oligohymenophorea, Peniculida, Parameciidae. The record is from RefSeq and is a predicted model, not a curated record. The transcript has a single exon.